AUGAAGCUGUUUCUGGUUCUUGUUGUUCUGCUGUUUGAGGUGCACACAGAUGCCGCAUGGCCCAAGAAAUGCUUUAGUAACAUAGUAGGCCGCUGCAGGAAGAAAUGUCCAGUGGGAGAAAUAUAUGAAAUACCAUGUCUAAAUGGGAAAUUAUGUUGUGUUAAUGAAGAUGAAAGCCAGAAAUACGAGAAAGUUGAAAAGCCACGCCAGCCAUCUCCAGUGCAGUCUGACCAGAAGCUGGACUACUCGAUUUUACCCACCGUCACACUCGUCACCAUCCAAUUUUAA
Molecule: messenger RNA, 288 nt
Organism: Artibeus jamaicensis (Jamaican fruit-eating bat)
Lineage: Eukaryota; Metazoa; Chordata; Mammalia; Chiroptera; Phyllostomidae
Gene: DEFB128
Product: defensin beta 128
Exons: 2
Coding region: 1-288 (95 amino acids)
Biological process (GO): innate immune response
Cellular component (GO): extracellular region
Source: RefSeq, a predicted model, not a curated record